AGUCGGAUAUCAAGUCAGAUUUGAUGACUGYACAAGUGAUAAGACACGCAUCAAGUACAUGACGGAUGGGUGUUUGCUAAGAGAGUUUUUGGAYGACCCUGAUCUGAGUAGAUAUAGUGUGAUUAUUCUGGAUGAAGCMCAUGAAAGAAGUCUGGACACUGACAUAUUGUUUGGGCUUGUUAAGAAAUUCUUUAUCAAAAGACGAGAUAAAAGACCCAAAAUUGUUGUCAUGUCGGCAACUCUCAAUCAUCAAAAGUUUUCUGACUUCCUAGAAGGCUGUCCAGUCAUAGAAAUACCUGGAAAAGUCUUUCCAGUCAAGGAAGUGUUUUGCGAUUUUAUAGGGACAAAUGAUUUGCAAACUCCUAAUUAUCUAAAAAAGAUCGUAGAAACUGUUAUGACAAUCCACUUAGAGUACCCCCCAGGGGAUAUAUUGGUGUUUCUGACAGGCCAAGAAGAGAUAGAAACAUGUUGUGAUAGGUUAUUUAAUAAAGCAGAAGACAUUGACUAUGACCAUGAUGUAGAGAGUGAUGUUGUUGAUGCUAUUUUGAUAUUACCACUCUAUGGAUCCUUGACAACAGACUUACAAAGAAGAGUGUUUGAUCCUCCUGAUCCUUCCAUUCGUAAAGUUGUCAUAGCAACCAACAUUGCUGCCACAUCACUUACAAUUGAAGGGAUAAAGUAUGUUGUAGACAGUGGUUUUGUCAAACAGUUGUCAUUCAAUGCCAGGACAGGUCUAGAUUCACUGAAUGUAGUUCUUAUCUCCAGAUCAGAAGCCAUUCAAAGACGUGGAAGAGCAGGAAGAACUUCUAAAGGAACGUGUUUUCGUAUGUACACAAGGGAAGUGUAUGAAGAAUCCAUGGACCAAGAAACUACUCCAGAAAUCCAAAGAACAAGUCUGUCAAGGGUUGUACUACAUCUAAAAUGCAUGGGAAUCAAUGAUGUUGUUAGGUUUCAGUACAUUGAUCCACCAGAAGAAAGGAUGGUUUUAGAAGCUUUAAAACAGCUAUAUUAUUUUGAAGCGGUAGAUCGUAACGGUCACGUGACUACAUUAGGMCACCGCAUGGUUGAACUUCCUCUUGCACCAGGCCUCUCACGAGCUGUGAUUAACUCUGCUGAUACUGGCUGCGAUGACCUGGUUCUACCUGUUGCCGCUAUGCUGUCUGUCGAAAAUGUCUUUGCAAGCGGAGGUGGAAAGACAAAGUUUACUAAAGCAUCUCGCUUCCACAAAGAGAUUGCAGAGCUUGCUGGUGGCACAAAUGACUUCGCGACUUUGUUAUACAUUUAUAAGGAAUGCAAGGAAAGCCCAUCACCACCAAGAUGGUGUCGUGAAAGGUUUGUCCAUUGGAGAGCCGUGAAAAUGGCCUUCAGCAUUCACCAGCAGUUGAAAAACAUUAUUGAUAGACAGAAAACGAGAAGUUCAACAAGAAAAYAUUGGAGGACGAAAACUGAGGCAACAGGACGAGAGAGCCUUCGACAAGCUUUGUGUGCGGGUUAUUUCUGCAACGUUGCUCGAAGGAGUUCAUCUGGUUCAGGAUUCCGUACUAUGGAUGGGCAUGGUACUAUAGUCCACAUUCAUCCCUCAUCAACGCUCUUUGGAUGCGAGGAACAACUUGAUUGGAUAAUAUAUCAUGAUGUCAUCUGGACCUCGAAGAUAUACGUAAGGACAGUAUGUCCAAUUCGUUACGAAUGGGUCAAAGAAUUGCUUCCUAGACUUCACGAAGUGGACGCGUAUACGUUAUCAGGAUGGUCAGCGGACGACCGUGAGAAAAUAGUCAGCGAGUCAUCUUCUGCGGUGAAUGAUUGUGUGACACAAGGCGUUGGUCAUGACAAUGAGCAAGAAAGCAAGACUUCUUUAUCGCUCUCAAAAAGGAAUUCUGAAGGCAGCAUAGAGGMYGCAAAACAGCGGUAUCUAGAAAGAAAACGUGCGCGGACAAGCAAUGUAUGACAUCACGUUUGGUGGGUAAUUGACAUUUUCGAUAAAUGAGACUUGAAGURUUGUUUCAAUUCUAUUUAUAUAAAAGUUUCCAAAAAAAUUGU
Messenger RNA from Exaiptasia diaphana, 2037 nucleotides. RefSeq names its product probable ATP-dependent RNA helicase DHX40. Gene Ontology annotation, cellular component: intracellular anatomical structure. The record is from RefSeq and is a predicted model, not a curated record. The coding region runs from base 59 to 1945 and encodes 628 amino acids. Lineage: Eukaryota; Metazoa; Cnidaria; Anthozoa; Actiniaria; Aiptasiidae. The transcript has 15 exons. Gene Ontology annotation, molecular function: RNA binding.